This is a messenger RNA of Daucus carota subsp. sativus, 1429 nucleotides long. RefSeq names its product protein IQ-DOMAIN 12-like. The record is from RefSeq and is a predicted model, not a curated record. The coding region runs from base 67 to 1236 and encodes 389 amino acids. Lineage: Eukaryota; Viridiplantae; Streptophyta; Magnoliopsida; Apiales; Apiaceae. Gene Ontology annotation, molecular function: protein binding. The transcript has 5 exons.
GUUUCAAAGAAGUGAGAGAUAAUCACUGGUGCUUGAUAGGUGACAUUACAUAAACUGAAGUCAUUGAUGGGAAAGAAAAUGAGUUGGUUCAGUGUCCUAAAGAGACUUUUCAAUCCUGGUGAAAAGUUAAAAGACAUUAAGAAAACAAAGAGUUCGGGAUGGAUUUUUAGGAGCUUAAAGUUGAAGCAAUGCCCUUCAAUCGAAGUGCCACAGAUAACAUUAAGUGAAGCAUCUGAAGAGCAGAGAAAGCAUGCCGUGGCUGUUGCAAUUGCAACGGCUGCUGCAGCUGAAGCUGCAGUAACUGCUGCAAACGCUGCAGCAGAAGUUGUCAGGCUGACAAGAGUCCAUACUGUUAUUGGGAAGAAUAAACAGCAUUUGGCUGCAAUCAAAAUUCAAACAUCUUUUCGGGCAUAUCUAGGAAGGAAGGCAUUGAUGGCUCUGAAGGGAGUAGUACGGCUACAAGCUGUCAUACGUGGGCAGAACACUAGACGACUAAUCCUCACUCGUUUGAAGUCUCUGCAGCCUAUUGCGAAACCUCAAGUUCAUCGAAUUAUAAUUCCUCAAGUUGAUAAAGAUUAUAUUACAAUUUCUAAUCCCCAAAAGAUUUUGCUGAACAAGGAUAAGAAGACUGGCUGCACAAUUGGUAAGAACUGGGAGGACAGCAUGAUGUCAAAAGAAGACAUGGAAAUUUCAUGGUUGCAAAAGAUAGAUGCUAUUGCAAGAAGAGACCGAAUGAAGAAAUAUUCAUUUUCCCAUAGAGAGAGAAGGACUAAUUUAACUCUGGAUAACUCAACAGACCAAGAUUUAAAGAGGAGGCCUUGGUUUGAGGAAUGCCAAAUAGACAAGUCAAAAUCAGCAAUUUAUUCAGAUUUAAUUGAUAUUGCUACAUACGGAACUAGACAACAUAAAAUGAGGUACGGUGGCCUUAAGGAUGAAGCACCGGAGGUUUUAAACUCGUCCCUAGCACUCCCAAGAAGAUCAUUCUGUGAUGCUAAUAUAAAGAAGUACUCAAAUACAGAUGACAGUUCUUUGCCAAGCUCUCCUAAAUUUCCAUCUUACAUGGGUGCCACUAAAUCAGCCAAGGAAAAAGUAAGAUCAGCAAGCACCCCCAGACACAGGUUAGGACAUGAUGAGCCUUUUGUUGUUCAGAAUUCAGUAUGUUAUAGUUCUAAGCUCUCUUCUUGGUCUUCUGUUGAUGGGGAAAUUGUCGGCAUCACUAGAAAGAGUAGUACUUGACAUCACUUCUUCCUGAUCAACUGUAAUUAUAUCAUGUGGUUUCCAUGUUGAGUUAGUGAUGUGAUUUCUGUGCUGUUAGAAUUCAAUCUAAAGGGCGCUUCUUAAAGUCGCAAUGUGAAGUGUACCAAUGUUGUGAAAAGUUCCAUUUACUAGUAAAAGACAGGCCUUUUUGAGACAAAUGACAUUUUAACAG